AUGAGCGGCCUUUCCGAGAGCGACUCGGCUCAGCUGCAGGCUCAGCUCCGCCACGCCAUUGUCGCAUGCAAUGAACGGUGCCUGUACCAAUCAUCCAAAUGGGCGGCCGAGCUUCUCACUUCUUUCGAGUCAACCGACCUAACCUAUGGCUCAGAUACGGAGGCUGAUUCUCCCGUCGACGAAGAAUCCCCUUCGAAGAAAGAUCCGUUCCUUUUGGAUCCCGUCGAGUCGUCGCUGGAAUCCAAAGAACUGCACAAGUUCCUUCUUGCAAAGUCGUUCUUCGACUGUCGCGAGUAUGACCGUUGCGCCGCCGUCUUCAUACCCGCAUCUGCAUCCGGCGCGCCCACUCCGGCCCCGCCCGCACCUCCACCACCCAAACCGAAGUCCGGCCACAAGGGGAAAUCAAAGGCGAAGGUCUCCGAGGAUGCACAGCCAACCACGGUCUCACUGUCUGGCAUCAGUCAGAAGUCGUUGUUCCUGGCUCUCUACGCGAAAUACAUGGCGGGCGAGAAGCGCAAGGAUGAGGAUAGUGAAAUGAUACUCGGACCGGCCGAUGGCGGUGCGACGAUCAACAAGGAGCUCAACGGCAUCUCGAGAAUAUUGGAGGAGUGGUUCAACGGGCGCAGUGCCGACGGCAAGGAGAGCUCGGGCUGGUUGGAAUACCUAUACGGCAUUGUCAUGGCCAAAAGCAAGAACGACGAGCUGGCGAAGCAGUGGCUCCUGAAAAGUUUGCACCUGUACUCGUACAACUGGGGCGCAUGGCAAGAGCUGUCAUCUUUGAUCGGCUCAGCGGAGGAACUGAGCCUGAUUACAGAGCAAUUGCCCCGAAACCUCAUGACCUUCCUCUUCCACAUCUACACCAGCCAGGAGCUCUACCAAUCUACCGAGCAGAUCCACAACGAACUCACCCAAGUCCAGACCAUCUUCCCUAACAGCGCAUUCCUCAAAACACAACGAGCAUUACUUUACUACCAUUCGAAGGAUUUCGAGGAAGCCGAGUCCAUAUUUUCCUCCCUGCUCAUCACCGACCCCUACCGACUUGACGCCCUCGACAACUACUCCAACAUCCUCUACGUCAUGGCUCUCCGUCCAAAACUAGCCUUCGUCGCCCAGCUAGCCACGGCCAACGACAAGUUCCGACCAGAGACAUGCUGCGUGGUGGGCAACUACUACUCGCUCAAGUCGGAACACGAAAAGGCUGUCAUGUACUUUCGCCGCGCGCUCACACUGGAUCGCAACUUCCUAUCCGCGUGGACGCUGAUGGGCCACGAGUACGUCGAGAUGAAGAACACGCACGCAGCCAUCGAAUCAUACCGCCGCGCCGUUGACGUCAAUCGCAAAGACUACCGCGCAUGGUACGGCCUUGGGCAGACGUACGAGAUGCUAGAGAUGUACAGCUACGCCCUGUUCUAUUUCCAGCGGGCGGCGAGUCUCCGGCCUUACGACCCCAAGAUGUGGCAGGCUGUGGGCAAAUGCUUCGCAGAAGUGGGCAAGAUAGCCAACGGGAUCCGUGCCUACAAGCGCGCGCUCGUUGCAGGCAGCUACUACGACGGCGGAAGCGGCAGCUUUGGCGGGAACCCGGGCGAGGCCGGCGCGCUGGCAUCGGGCAUUCUUGAUCCUGAGACACUGUACCAGAUUGCGUUGCUGUACGAGCGUCUCGAUGACCGCGAGGAGUGCGCCGCCUACAUGGAGCUGUGUUUGGCGCAGGAAGAAGGGCCGGAACCGGACCCCGAUGAGCCGAAUGGUUCGGGAAGCCCGGGCGAUAGCGAGAGCCUGGGGGUCGGUGUCACACCGACGACGAGUAAGGCGAGGAUGUGGCUGGCGAGAUGGGCCUUCUUCAAUAAGGAUUACCAACGCGCGAUGGAGCUAGCGAACGAGCUAUGUCAGGACGGGGUUGACGUGGAAGAUGCAAAGGCGUUGGUGAGAGAUGUGAGAGCGAGGAUCGAAAGGGAGAGAGGAAAGGGUUGA
Molecule: messenger RNA, 1968 nt
Organism: Diplodia corticola
Lineage: Eukaryota; Fungi; Ascomycota; Dothideomycetes; Botryosphaeriales; Botryosphaeriaceae
Product: 20s cyclosome subunit
Exons: 2
Coding region: 1-1968 (655 amino acids)
Biological process (GO): cell division
Cellular component (GO): anaphase-promoting complex
Molecular function (GO): protein binding
Source: RefSeq, a predicted model, not a curated record